GGCAGCGGGGGCCAUGCACGGCAGAUCCUGCGCGGCGCAGCCCCUGUCGCUAUGGUAGCGGGGGCCUUCCCCUGGGGGCGGCUCGCAUCAUGGCGGCGUCCUUGCUGAGCGCGGCGCGGCGCGGCGCGCGGCCCUUCGGCACGGCCGCCGCGCUGUGCAAGCGGGCAGCCCCGCUGGGACCGAUGCCCAACGAACGUAUCGACGUCAGCAACUUGGAAGCGCUGGAAAAAUACCGCAGUUUCACUCGCUACUUCAAAUUGGCGGAAAAGGAGAGUAGGAAGCCCCGGUGGUGGAACACGUACCGGCAGCACACCAGCCCCCAGCCAGAGCCAAAGACUGACAUCAGCCUGCCACGUGAUAAGCUGCUGCGGGCAAAAGAAAUCAAGAAAAGAAAAAAGAUCUUCAGGGAGAACCACCAGAAUACCGAGAUGGAAAGAGCAGCCCGGCUCCAGACUGUGCUGAUUCCUCUCAACGAAGUCAGAGCUGAGUGGGAGAAGAGCAGUGGCCCAUUCCACAAGCAGCGUGUAGCAGAGCACUGCGGGAUAUUUCGUGACUUGUUCAAGGGAGCCACGUUCACCCCUUGGGUUACCUUGAGGGUGGAGUACAGCCAAGAAGAUGAGCACCUCGUGCCAGUGUACUAUGGGAACAUGGUAACUCCGUCAGAGGCUUCUGGUCCCCCUGCAGUGUCAUAUGAGGCAGAUAAAGGCUCCCUCUGGACUUUGUUGCUCACAAAUCCAGAUGGACAUCUAAGGGACACAGACUCGGAGUAUCUCCACUGGCUGGUGACGAAUAUCCCAGGCAACGACAUUAAGUUGGGUAAGGAGAUCUGCCACUACUUGCCGCCCUUCCCUGCUAUGGGAACUGGCUACCAUCGCUUCAUCUUCCUCCUCUUCAAGCAAGACUGCCUCAUAGAUUUCAGCGAGGAUGUUCGGCCGAUGCCAUGCCACAGCCUCAAGAUGCGAACCUUCAGCACAUUUGACUUCUACAAAAAGCACGAGGAUGCAAUGACUCCAGCAGGGCUGGCAUUUUUCCAGUGUCAGUGGGACAGCUCUGUUACUUGGGUCUUCCAUCAGCUUCUCAAUAUGAGAGAGCCUGUAUAUGAAUUUGUGCGGCCGCCCGUUUACCAUCCUCCGCAGUUGAAGUUCCCGCGCCACCAGCCUCUGAGGUACCUGGACAGAUACCGAAACACCCAGGAGCCCACCUACGGCAUUUAUUAGGGACCCGGCCACCUCUCGCAGCGCUUGGGCAUAAGCUAGGUGCUGGCCAGGCAGAUGGGGCUGCCAGUGUUCCUGCGUUCACACAGCUGGGAGUCAUCUGCACCUCUGGAGGGAGAUAACAAAGUCUCAGCCCCUCAGCUCCCAGUUCCCCUGUGCUGGCAGUGCUGGGAAGUGUGCAGCUGAGGGCAGCAGGGCUUGCAGUGCUGGCAGCUGCGUGGUCAAAAGGCUACUUAAGUAAAGACAGAUGAAAGCAAAUCCAUGGCCAGGCUGAAAUCUUGCUACUCAUUCUAUGGGAGAGCUGAUCAGUAUGGAUUGCAGGGUAGAGUCCUCCCAGAGAUGCCCUGCUUUGCUUCUCUGCAGGGAUCACAGUUCUGCUGUUGCCUGUUUGUGGAACAAACAGAGCCAGGCCAGCCUGGAUUUCCUUCUCUUGGAGCGCUGCAGUUUAGGACUGUGUUGGCUUUCAUUUGUGCAGUCCUUUUAGAGAUGAGUUUGAUUAAACACCCUGAGUGAGGCUGGUAAGAGGUGUCUUUAUUGGGAAGAGCUUAGUAAUUUGGCCAGCUGGCACGGAGCUGAGGAGCUCAGCAGGGUGCACUAACAAUAUGAUCGCAUAACAACCUUAAUUUUCUGGGUCAAAACACUCGUCAUAGCUGAGGACAUGAGUCUUACCAAAAGGUGACCCUUCUGGGGAGGGUGAAGAGUACAAACCCAUCCAUCUGUCCCUGCGAUCUGGUGUCAAAUUUUCACCCCCCACUUAGGGACAAAGUUGGGAUACCUUGUUAACUAUUAUUGUACAAAGUGCUGAAGGUGGGACUGUGCUCAAACCCUCCAUUCCUUGUUGUGUUGUACCGCUUAUUUCUUGGUAUCAGGUGACCCGGUACUUAGUAGCAGGUGUACAAAACAUUUAUUCGUAUCAAGCAGAAGAACAGGACUGUGCAGCAUCUGCCCUGCUUCAUGUUCCUCCCCAGUGCCACAGCAGCACCAGCCACCGGACCUCAUCUGGUUUCCAUGCCUGCUUUAGUCACCCUGGGCCUCAUCACCCACCUUGAGCUUUUGCAUUUUCCUCACUGAUUCAUGUUUCUGGCACCAGGCUGUGGAGGGACUCUGCUCUCUGCUGGGCUCUUUGUGGAUACUCUGAUCACAUGUUCAAACCCCCGAAUAAAAACAUGCUGCUGCAACUGCA
This is a messenger RNA of Strigops habroptila (Kakapo), 2397 nucleotides long. RefSeq names its product mitochondrial ribosomal protein L38 (gene MRPL38). Lineage: Eukaryota; Metazoa; Chordata; Aves; Psittaciformes; Psittacidae. Gene Ontology annotation, cellular component: mitochondrial large ribosomal subunit. The transcript is spliced from 9 exons. The record is from RefSeq and is a predicted model, not a curated record. The coding region runs from base 90 to 1217 and encodes 375 amino acids.